Molecule: messenger RNA, 1734 nt
Organism: Cheilinus undulatus (humphead wrasse)
Lineage: Eukaryota; Metazoa; Chordata; Actinopteri; Labriformes; Labridae
Product: WAP, Kazal, immunoglobulin, Kunitz and NTR domain-containing protein 2-like
Exons: 2
Coding region: 1-1734 (577 amino acids)
Cellular component (GO): extracellular region
Molecular function (GO): serine-type endopeptidase inhibitor activity; protein binding
Source: RefSeq, a predicted model, not a curated record
AUGUGGUGGAUGCUGUUUCCACGCUGGAUCUGGUUCCUGGCGUGCGUGUCACUGUGGAUGGAGACCGAGGUCGGCGUUCUGCCGCAGAUCACCUACUCACACGCGGGGAUCUGCCCCAAUGACAUGAACCCAAACCUGUGGGUGGAUGCAAUGAGCACCUGCACGCGAGAGUGCGAAUCUGAUCAGGAGUGUGAGGCCUUUGAAAAAUGUUGUCAGAAUGUGUGUGGGAAUCGGAGUUGUGUGGCGGCCCGUUAUGUGGAUGGGACCAAAGCCCCAGUGGGAAUGCCUGCAGUCGCCACCUGUGCCAGCUUCAUGUGCACCCAGCAGGGCUCUGAGUGUGACAUCUGGGACGGCCAGCCGGUGUGUAAAUGCAGAGACCGCUGUGAGAGGGAGCCGCACUUCACCUGCGCCUCUGAUGGCAUGACCUACUACAACAAAUGCUACAUGGACGCAGAGGCCUGCUCCAAGGGCAUCACCUUAUCUGUUGUCACCUGUCGCUUCCACCUCACCUGGCCCAACACCAGCCCCUCGCUGCCCCAGGCCACCACCCUCCGCCCCACCACCGCUCCUCUUCAGUCCACUAUCCCACCUCCCACUGAGCCACAGCCACCUGUCGUAGUCAGCAGCCCCGCUCACCAGACUGUGAAUGUGGGUGACACGGCCAGCUUCCUGUGUGAUGUUGCAGGGCGCCCGCGGCCUGAGAUCACCUGGGAGAAGCAGCUGCCAGAGGGCACAGAGAGGGUGGUCAUGAGGCCUAAUCAUGUCCGAGGGAACAUGGUGGUCACAAACAUCGGGCAGCUGGUCAUCUACAACGCCCAGCCACAUGAUUCAGGCGUCUACACCUGCAUGGCUCAGAACCCGUCUGGCACAGUGAAGGCCAGCCAUCCAUUAACAGUGCUGCCCACAGACCCACCCAAGACCCCGGAGCCCAAGAAUGUGACCCGCUGCCUGCCUGAAGAGUGUCUCAAACCUCCUGAAAAUGCAGAGGACUGUGGGAGCGAGCUGGAGAAAGUCAGCUGGUACUACGAGCCGAAGACAAACAACUGCUUCUCCUUCACCCACUGCCAAAGCAACAACAGCCAGCAGCCGGGGAAGGUGUUCGACACAUACGAGGAGUGUAUGCAGUGCUGUGGCCCGGAGCUGUCCGGCCCUUGUGGGCUGCCCAGCCUGCAGGGCUCAUGCAAGGCCUAUGAGCCGCGUUGGGCGUACAGCAGCACCCUUCGCCAGUGUCAGUCCUUCAUCUACGGAGGAUGUGACGGCAACGAAAACAACUUUGAAUCCAAAGAAGCCUGCGAGGAAAUGUGCCCCUACCCCAAAAACCACCACUGCAAAGCCUGCAAGCCCAGAGGCAAGAUGGUGACAAGCUUCUGCCGGAGCGACUUUGUCAUCCUGGGUCGUAUGACUGAGCUAACAGAGGAGAAGGACUCUGGACACGCCCUCGUGACCGUGGAAGAAAUCCUCAAGGAUGAAAAGAUGGGGCUCCGUUUCUUCGGCAAGGAGCCUCUGGAGGUAACCUUCCAGAACAUGGACUGGAACUGCCCGUGCCCGAACAUCACGGGCGCAGCCGCCGAGGGGCAGGUCAUCAUCAUGGGCAACGUGAACGAUGGCAUGGCUGUCCUUCAACCUGAGAGCUACGUGGGCGCCUCCAGCCCUCGCCGCAUACGGAAGCUGCGAGAGGUCAUCUCUAAAAACACGUGUGAUAUUCUCAAAGCGAUCACCAACAGCCCUCAGUAG